Molecule: messenger RNA, 3369 nt
Organism: Carcharodon carcharias (great white shark)
Lineage: Eukaryota; Metazoa; Chordata; Chondrichthyes; Lamniformes; Lamnidae
Gene: tsc22d2
Product: TSC22 domain family 2
Exons: 6
Coding region: 81-2501 (806 amino acids)
Biological process (GO): regulation of transcription by RNA polymerase II
Source: RefSeq, a predicted model, not a curated record
ACUUAAAAAAAAAGUCUCUCAUAUUUUGGCGUGUGUGUGUGUCAGACAGAGACACAGAGACAGAGGGAGAAGUGUUCAAAAUGCCGGUUAAAAAGAAGAGCGGUUUCCAGAUCACCAGCGUGACCACGGCUCAGGUGGCGGCCAGCAGCAUCACCGAGGACACCGAGAGCCUGGAUGAUCCGGACGAGUCCCGCACCGAGGACAUCUCCUCGGAGAUCUUCGACGUCUCCUCCCGGGCCACGGACUACGAGCACGGCGCCGAGGUGUGUGAGCGCAGCUCCUCGGACGAGACCCUCAACAACGUGGGCGAGGCGGACACCCCCGGGGCCACCUCGCCCAACAUACCUCACGACCGGGACGCGGUCGGGCAGGCUUUCGGGGGCAGGGGGCUGCCCGCAGCCGGCGGAGGGACGGCCACCCCCCCUGCCAGCAGCAGCAGCAACAGCGGGCCGGCGCCGGGAGCCACGCCGCCCCCGUCCACCUCUGGCAGCGGCACUUCCACCGGCGGGGGCGGGGGCGCCGCCCCGCUCGCCAUGCAGCCGGCGGUGGCUUGCACCUCCCGCUUCAGGGUCAUCAAGCUGGACCACGGCUCCGGCGAGCCCUUCCGCAGAGGCCGGUGGACCUGCACCGAGUUUUACGACCGCGAUUCGGACGGCACCAUCCUGGCCCGGUCCGCCGACAGCAUCCGGCACAGCAGCAGCAGCACCCUGGAGCAGCAGCAACAGCAACAGUGCGGGGACCGGGACAGCGGCCUCGGGGCCACCAACAGCUCGGUCAUCCUGCCCCCCGUGCAUGGCACCGAGUCCCUGGCGGACGCUGCCCUCGGCGCCACCAUCGCGCAGUUGGCCCCGACCGACGUGACCAGCCAGCACCAAAGUUUCGCCAAGGGGCAGCAGCCGGCAGGCGGCCUGCCAGUGUCUCAAGCUGCAUCCUCGAAUCAGAUAUACACCGCGUCGGCGGCAGCUGGUCAGCAACAUCAGUCGCAGGUAAACUUGCAGAGUAGCUUGGGGCAGCUCAGCCUUCUACAGAUCAAUGGCAAGGCCAUUCAUACACCCGGUGCAUCUGUGCCCCAGGCCAAUUCUCAACAGACUGCUAACAUCCCUACUCCCCAGCCUCAGCAAUUUCAGUUUUCUCAGACCCAGAUUCCACAUUUACUGCCAUCUCAGUCCACUAUUGCAAACAGUCACACAGAAUAUAUGCAACAUCUGCCGGUCAUGCAGGGUCCAGGAGUUAUUCAGCCUUCACCGGUUAAAGUAGUUCAGAAUACUAGCCUAUCUGCCAGUCAAGCAACAAGUCAUGGUCCUUCAAUGGUGAUGCAACCUUCUGCCAGUGGAGCACAAGUGCCAGCCCAGAGCUGUGAUUUGGUCAAUCAGGGUGGACAAGGGAUACAGAAUACUCAGCCAGGCCCUACACAGGGUCUGAUUUUGCAGCAACAAAGUUUGGGGUCAUCAGGUGUUCAACAGCAUUUAAACCAACAGCACCAAGCUUCUGGUCUCCAGUCUGGAAUGGUUAGUCAGGUGCCUGGGUUGCCCAGUGGAUCUCUCAGUGUGGCUGCUGGCAUCCAAAAUCUGCCGAGUACUGGUGUUUCAAGUGUUCUAACUGGUGUGUCUGCGGUAGGGCCUAGUGCAUCUGCCACUUCUGUUACAAUGCCAAGUGCUCCAGUAACCAUGGUUCAAUCACAGUUAAGUACCCAGGCACCGAUAACUGGGAGUCUGAUGCAAGGUUCAGUCAACUUAUCUUCAAACGUGUCGCAGACCAGCCUCUUCCAGAUACAGCAAGGUACAGGCCAGCUAGAGGAGAGACGGAAUUCGGAGCAGUUUAUACCUCAGACAUCUCAGUCCAGUGACGGCAAACCCUCUAUGAAGCCUCUUAUUCCAGAAAUUCUUGGUAACCCUCUGCAUUUGCAAGUGUCUAGCCCAAUGAACAGCCUCUCAAAUUCUGUGUUCUCUAUACCUAUACAAAUCGAUGGAGAUGAAGACAGUGGCAGCUUGUGCUGGGAUGUGGUUUCACAGGUACCAGCACCCUCUGUUACCUUACUAAGCAGGAGUUCACGUGACCUUGAACAGAAUCCAUCUGCUGCUUUCUACCGAGCUUUCCCUGUAAACAAGUCUCGGGAUGCAAAGAACCUCUACGAUAGCCAGCCACGUGGAGCCUUUCACUACAACUCUUACUUUGCUUCAGGAGCCAGUGUGGUAGCAAUCGACAACAAAAUAGAACAGGCAAUGGAUUUAGUGAAAAGUCAUCUAAUGUAUGCAGUAAGAGAAGAAGUGGAAGUCUUGAAGGAGCAGAUCAAAGAGCUGAUUGAAAAGAACUGUAUACUAGAACGAGAAAAUUCACUAUUGAAGUCACUAGCGAACAAUGAGCAGCUGUCUCAGCUUCAGACCCAGGUGACCCAUCCCAGUAGCACUUCACAAACACAGCAGCCGACAGCAGUAGCACAACCUCAACACAGCGCACAACAGACACAGCCUCCACUGCAGCCUAAUGUCCCUUCUGCAUGAAAAUUGCUCGCCUGCAUAGGAAAAGAAAUCUUCAAAAAAAAUAAAAUCUGUGUGCCACUGGUGUUCUUACCACUCUACAUUGAACAGCAGAUAGCCGUGCUUAAAUGUGUUUUUUGCUCUUUGGCCUUCUCAGUAUUAGACAAUCAUCCGCAAGAGCUUUCUACGUGCAAUGUCGCAGUCGGCAUCCGCAAGUAUGUGACUGCACGAAGAAAAGUGGUUGAAGGAUUUGUAUCUCGUAGGAGGAAAGCUGAUUUUCAUCAGAUUUAUGGACAAGUGGGUAUCUACAUCUUUAUGGCUUAUCAAGGUUUUAUAUAUAUAUAUAUAUAUAUAUAUAAAUAUAUAUAUAUAUUUACACAUAAACAUACACACAUAUAUGGAAAAUAGGAAUCUCUGGGUCGUUGCGCCUGUCUAACAUUAAGACCUAGUUAGCAGCUCUGUCUGAAAAGAGCCACCAUUCUAGUAACUUUUUGCAUACAUGAAUUUUCAUUUACUGUUUGUUUUUAUUUAUUACAGGGCUGCUAUUUUCAUAUGUAAAUGAACAAUGUCAUAGAAUCUUUUUUUUUGUAAGUUUGAAAUUAAAGAUUAUAAGAUUACUGGUAAAAGCAAGCGAUAGUUGGGAUUGCAUAUAUUAGUUUAAAAAAAAUACAGGCAAUAAUAAAAUUCAAAAAAAAAAAAAAUCCUGGCUUAAGAGUUCUAACACUAAUGGCAGUUUUACCAUGGGGAUUUUCUUCUGCAAUAGUCAAAUCCUGGUUUGAAUGUAAAUUUUGUAUAGAGUGUAAGUAUUAUAAGAACAUAGCAGACAUGUACAAGUAGGCACCGGACAUUGUGACCUAACACCUUGAAAGGAUAUUUGGGCUUUAUUGAUGAA